AUGGCUUCGCGAUGGGCUCAAGUCACAUGUUUCAUAUUAAUCGUUAUUAUGAACUUGAGCUCAUGGAUCGAUAUUCAAGGAAUAAUGGUAGAAUUACCAUUAAUAAUUCCACUUUUGCCAGAAGGCUGGGCAUUACCAUCAUCAAUGACAAUAUGUGCGACAGUAGCUGGUAUCGCUCCGAUUUUGGUCCUUAUAUUACGCUGGUAUCAAGGAAAACGAUUUUCGGAAAUUCCGUUCAUCUACAUAAUCAUCAUCGUUGGCAUUAUUUCAUGUUGUGUAUUAGCAUUUUUCUGGCAACGAACAGCUUUUAUAUUCGGCAGUCAAAGAAGUAUAUGGUUACUAGGAGGCGUUUUAACAUUGUCAACGGUUGAUUGUACUUCAUCGCUCGUAUACUUUGAUUAUAUGAAACGAUUUCGCGCAUCANUUAUUUCAUGUUGUGUAUUAGCAUUUUUCUGGCAACGAACAGCUUUUAUAUUCGGCAGUCAAAGAAGUAUAUGGUUACUAGGAGGCGUUUUAACAUUGUCAACGGUUGAUUGUACUUCAUCGCUCGUAUACUUUGAUUAUAUGAAACGAUUUCGCGCAUCAUAUUUAACUGCUGUUUUCCUUGGUGAGGGCUUGACGGGCCUGAUUCCUACCCUAUUAGUGUUAGCACAAGGCUUAGGUAGCGAAGAAGUUUGUAUUCCAAUCGUUAACGGCACUGGUUUUACAGCACAAUAUACUCAGCCACGUUUCAGUGUGAAAGUUUUCAUGUUUUGUAUUGGAGGUAUUCUGAUGUUGUCACUCCUUGCUUUUGUUCUACUCAGAUGGUCUAAUCUUGUUUUACUGGCUGAUGCUGCAAAUCCGCAAAGCCCAGAUUCGAAUCAACCCGCUGAAGUUAUUGAUCGAGCUGAAUCUAUGGCGAUGAUCCCCGAGACGAAAAUAGAAAAACGCUCAUCAUCAUCAUCAUCUUCUUCUUCUCAAAUGAGUUAUAAAUCGUAUCUUUUCCAAUUGACGUUGAAUACAAUUAUGUCUGCAUUUAUAUAUGGAUGCUUGCCAUCAUUGAGCACGUAUUCAAUGUUACCUUACGGUCAAAAAGCUUUUUACUAUUCGAGUAUUUUGAAUCCAUUGGCAUAUCCUGUUGCUUCAUUGUUGAGCAUUCGUUGGGUGACUAUGUCGACUUUAACAACCAUUCUUUGGUCCGUAAUCGGUUUUGGUCUUUGUAUUUUUAUCGCAAUAAUUGCAUGGCAAAGUCCAUGUCCCUGGUGGGCAGACACUCUUCACGGGGGUUUGAUCAUGACUGCUGUUUGGUUUAUUACUAUAUUAAUAGUAGCUUAUAUUCGAAUAGCUAUUGGUAAUCGUAUACGAAGGGAAUGGCUACAAGAAAGUGCAAUGUUUUACUUUGGACUAACUGUUGAAUUAGGAUCAGUAAUUGGUAGUGUUCCUAUGUACAUUUUAGUUAGCGUUUUACAUCUGUUCACCGAAAGACAGCCAUGUCAACGCUACUGCUUGAAAUGA
This is a messenger RNA of Adineta ricciae, 1494 nucleotides long. The record is from the annotation of a GenBank genome assembly. Lineage: Eukaryota; Metazoa; Rotifera; Eurotatoria; Adinetida; Adinetidae.